ACAUUGGCGUUUCCUGCCUUGUUCUCUCAAGGAAACGCUCAGAAAAAACAUGUGGAUAAGUCGGUGUUCCCCUUCGCACAUGAAUGGAUUCUUCCAGUUCUCAUCACCGGAUCAAAUCGAUAGUUAAAGAAGGCUGUAAAUUGCAGCUUCUCUGUUUCAGCACCGACUGAAGUGACAUCACUAUUCUUCAGUGUGGAAAAUAAUGGAGGAGCAGAAGCUUAAAGAUCCUCUUGACAAAGUGUCUUUGAUCAAAGAUGAGUUGAGCAGGAGCAGCGUGGAGGCCAGUGAAUCUGAGAAGGUCAUCCAGCGGCUCAAUCAGGAACUGCAGGAGGCCCAUGAACAGGCCAACUCAGGCAAACACAAAUGUGUCGAGCUUCUAGGUCUCCUAGAGGAGGAGAAAAGAGCCAAUAAGCAGCAAGCAGAGGAGUCUGCAAAACAGACCAAGGUCUUGCAGACUCAGCAUAAGAAGCUUCAGGAAGAAAUGGAGAAUCUCAGGGAUCAGAAGGACAGUGCGGUCUUCAGCAUGCGACAGGAGGCGCAUGCAGCUCAGGAGGAAGUGCAGGUGUUGCGCCGCACUAUGGAGAAAAUGGCGGCUGAGCGAGAGCAUGAGGUCAGCGCUCUGAAAGGGAACCUGGCAACGCUAACUUCUGAGCUGGAAAAAUGGCAGUUGUCUGCAAACAAGUAUGAAAGUGAGCUUAGUAGUCUACAGGCCAAUCAGCAGCAGCAGAACCAGCAGAGAGACAAAGCUUCCAAACAACAAGCGAGUGAGAUAGAGAGGCUGCAGAAGGACUGUGAGAGCAUGAGGAAGGAGUGUGCGUCUCUGAGGUCAGACAGAGAACAGCUGGCUGUUAAACAGCAGAAAGAGAAGCUCAGUCUGCAGAGUGAGAGCAGCACCCUGCGCUCGGAGAAAGAACAGCUACUGAAGAAGCAACAACACCUGGAGAGAGAGCUGGACAGCUCCAAGAAACAGAGCACAAGCCUGAGCAACAUGGUCAAAAACCUGGAGAAGACCCAGGCAGACCUGGAGAAACGACUGAGCACCUUGCAGGAGGAACAUCAGAAAGACACCAGCCAGUUCAACAUUCAGCUGGAGCAAAGCAAUAGCAGGAUCAAAGAGCUGCAGAAAGAGUACGAGGAGAUCCAGGCAGAGCUUUCGGGCCUCAGGGAGAAGUAUGAGAAUGCAGAGGAGGAGAAACAUUCCACCAGUCUGGAGCUACAGCAGAGCCAAGAACACCUGAGGGUUCUGCAGGAAAAAGAAAACCAUCUGUCUUUAUUGCAGCCCAUCCUAGCCGUAGCCAUCGGCCUUGUCCUGGCUUUGCUGUAUUGGUGCUUGGGCCCAUUGUGGUAGAAAGGGGAAGUGGAUCAGGUGGAUGCCCAUCGCCGCUGGAGCCGUGACUGUUGCAGUGACUUCGUAUUUGCUUUCUAAGACCUCAAAAUGAGCAACAGUAACGAAUACACACAUUGAUGUACAUCCAUACCUAGUAAUCGUUUCUCAAACGUGUAGACACUGUGUCCUUUUAGUCUAUAUGGUGUUAGUUUGAGUAACAAGUGUUUAAAUGUGAUUGGUUACUCAAAUAUUGAAGGCCUUAGCAUAAUAAUGUGUCAUUUCAAGAUCAUAGUAUCCCCUCAUUUGCACCAUAUAUCAUAUAGAUGUAUUUUAACUACACAUUCUUGUUAGUUACAGGUAUUUUACUGAACACUGUUGCUUUGCCAAAAAAACACUCACAAACUUCAGCUGCCUUAUAUGACAUAACCUUACUAAGAUAAAUAUACUUAAUAGUAAACAUACUUAAAGGAAUAUUCCAGGUUCAAUAAAAGUUAAGCUCAAUCGACAGCUUUUCUGUUAUAAUGUUGAUUACCACAAAAGAUUAUUGACCCAUCCCUCCUUUUCUUAAAAAAAGAAGCAGUAAUCGAGGUUAUGGUGAGGCACUUUCAAUGGAAGUGAAUGGGGCCAAUUUUUGGAGGGUUUACAGAGAAAUGUGAAGCUUAUCAUUUUAUAAAAGCACUUACAGUACAUUAAUUGUUCUGUUAAAACUCAUCGAUUAUUUGAGAUGUAAAGUUGUCAUCAGUCAUAAUUUUUACAGUUGUUUUAGGGGUUGUUGACAUUACAUCGUCAUGGCAACAAAGUUGUAAAAUUGGCUUUAACUUUAUACAAAAAAGGUUAGCAAGCAAUUUUAUCACACAAAAAUCAUGUUAAAUCAUGUGCAUAUUGUUUAUUUCUUAUGUCUAUACUUUUAAAAUAGUGAUAUUUUAACGUUUAUGGAUUGGCCCCAUUCAUUUCCAAUCACUGUAAACCAGAUUUGUGUUUUUUUUUUUGUUUUUUUUAAAAGGUGGGGAAAGUCCAAAUAAGUUUUUGUGGUGAUAAGUAUUAUGCCACAAAUUCUGUCAAUUGAGCGUAACUUGUAUUAUACCUGGAAUAUUGUUUCAAAGAGAUAGUUCACCCAAAAAUAAUAAUAAAAAUAAGUCAUUAUUUACUCACUUUCAUGUCGUUCCAAUCCCGUAUGACUUUCUUCUUACAAAAUGAGAUAUUUUAUCGAAUGUUAGGCUCAGUCACCGUUCACUUUCAUUGUAUGGGAAAUUUUUUUUUAAAUGAGGCUGUCAGUCCCUAAUAUAACAUCUCCUUUAGUGUUCCGUGGAAGAAAGGAAGUCAUAUGGGUUUAAAACAACAUAAGGGCGAGUAAAUGACAGAAUCUUUUAUCUUUAUACCUCCCUUAACAAACACUUUCCAUAAGCUGCCACCUGGAGCCAACUGCAAUAAUGCAUUCAUGACAUGUAUGUCCUCCAUUUAAGUUUUAACAUGUUCACACAUUCUGUGGCGUAAAGGCCUAAAUUCGUCACCAUAUAAUGUGUAUGUCAUGGCAGAAGUUCACCUUGUAUGAAACCAUUAGUGAUUAGAAAUAUGUCUAUGCACUGUACUUUAUUUUAGUAAAGAUUUGACAGAUUAAAAAUGCUACUUCUCACUUAAGGCAUUAGAGCACUAAUCUGUCAUAAAGAGACCUAUAAUAGAGUGUUUAUGGUUUAUUAUGUUUAUUACGUGUACAGAGAUCUAAGGAAAAUGCCUAAUUACGUGCUUAUUGCAAUAAAUAUACUAACCUGGAGUUCAAACGCAUUACGUCCCUGUUUUUAUACUG
Xyrauchen texanus (razorback sucker) is the source of this 3131-nucleotide messenger RNA. RefSeq names its product sarcolemma associated protein b (gene slmapb). Bases 203 to 1348 code for a protein of 381 amino acids. Lineage: Eukaryota; Metazoa; Chordata; Actinopteri; Cypriniformes; Catostomidae. The transcript is spliced from 10 exons. The record is from RefSeq and is a predicted model, not a curated record.